CCCUGCACCACUGCAGCUGAACCUUGGCACUUUAGGGCACCAACUUUACCCGGCUCGGCUCGCAGCGUGAGAAAGUUUUGCACACCACUGCUCCGACCAGGCGAAGGGGGAUCGGGUCGUUUUCAUCUCAGGUUCCACCACCAGUCCAGCCAACGUGGACCCAGCCUGCGAACUGUCCCUCUUCCUCGGGGCUCAAGAUGACUUCUGCCACUAAGGUGUAUUACAGCCAGACCACCCAGACCGACAGCCGCCCCCUCAUCGGCUCCGGCCUGCGCAAGCGGCGCGUGAUGACCAAGGACGGCCGGAGCAACGUGCGGAUGGAACACAUCGCUGACAAGCGGUUCCUCUAUCUCAAGGACCUGUGGACCACCUUCAUUGACAUGCAGUGGCGCUACAAGCUGUUGCUCUUCUCCGCCACCUUUGCCGGCACCUGGUUCAUCUUCGGGGUGAUCUGGUACCUGGUGGCCUUGUUGCAUGGGGACCUACUGGAGUUCGACCCCCCGGCCAACCACACCCCGUGUGUCAUGCAGGUACACACGCUGACUGGAGCGUUCCUCUUCUCCCUGGAGUCCCAGACCACCAUUGGCUAUGGCUUCCGCUACAUUAGCGAGGAAUGCCCCUUGGCCAUUGUGCUGCUCAUCAGCCAGCUGGUUCUCACCACCAUCAUGGAGAUCUUCAUCACCGGCACUUUCCUGGCCAAGAUCGCCCGUCCCAAGAAGAGAGCGGAGACCAUCAAGUUCAGCCAGAACGCGGUGGUAGCCCAACACAACGGCAAGACCUGCCUGAUGAUCCGGGUGGCCAACAUGCGCAAGAGCCUGCUGAUUGGCUGCCAGGUGACCGGCAAGCUGCUCAACACCUACCUCACCAAGGAAGGGGACUGCGUCCGGCUCAACCAGGUCAAUGUGGACUUCCAGGUGGACACGUCUUCCGACAGCCCCUUCCUCAUCCUACCCCUCACCUUCUACCAUGUGGUGGACGACUCCAGUCCCUUGCGGGACACAGCCCUGCGCACUGGCGAAGGAGACUUCGAGCUGGUGGUGAUCCUCAGUGGCACGGUGGAGUCGACCAGUGCCACCUGCCAGGUGCGCACCUCGUACCUGCCUGAGGAGAUCCUGUGGGGCUAUGAGUUCAGCCCGGUCAUCUCCCUCUCGGCCAGCGGCAAGUACGUGGCCGACUUCAGCCUGUUUGACCAGGUGGUCAAGGUGUCGCCCCUGUGCUGUGUCCACGAGACGGUGCGGUUCGGGGACCCUGAGAAGCUGAAGCUGGAGGAGACCUUGCGAGAGAAAUCAGAGCGGGGGGGCAGCCCCCGGAGCAUCCGCAUCAGCAACGUCUGAUCCUGCCUACCCCACACUGAGCUCCAAGGAGAAUCACUUCAGCCUUUCUUUUUAGCUGGUUGUUUCCCCUGGUCUCUUUCUUUCUUUCUUUCUUCGCCUCUCCUUCCUUCUUUCAUUCAUUCCCCCCCCCUUUCCUUUCCUUCCAUGUCUCACGGGGCAACUCCAGUACUCCACUCUUUUUACGAAUGCACCGGAGGAUGGCAGCUUUAGUUCCCCCAAAAGUGCCACUCCUGCCCUCACUAGGUCCGGGAGCCCCUGGGCCCAAGGGAGCAGCUGGGAUGCAACUCUUCCUUCCCCCGUGCCAAAGCGUUUUCCAAUCCCUCCUUUUCAGUACCGUGGUGAUGGCAACAUGACUGGGAGCACCAGGGCCUCCUAGGGGACAGCUGGUCACCAGCCAGGAGGACUGCAUCCUCCCACCACAGAACACAGAUUCUGUAGGGUGUGGGGGGGUAACUCUGCCUUCGAACUGACCCCGUCCUCGCCACGCAGACUCAAGCCUAAUGCCCAGCUAACCUGCCAGAAAAAGACAGAGACGGUGCCAGGUGGCCCCAAAAGAAGCUGGCACCUCCCUCCCCUGCCCAGGACCUAGGAACAUAGCAAUGGCCACACUGGAUCCAAGCAAGGACCCAUCUAGCCCAGGAGCCUGUCUCCGACAGUGGCCAGCACCAGCGUCCUCAGAGGCUGAAACUCUGUAGCAAUGGAAUAAGCUGUCCGUGGGGAAGUUUCCUCCUGACCUCCACUGGCCCUGAAGCAGAUGGGUGGAUAGCUCCUUCCAAAGCUCUUGGUUGUUUUCUUAGCUCCUUACUCUUCCAACUCUGGAUCUUCUUGUUACACAGAAAAAAGGCCCAGUCCUUUUGCAAAAACUGCUAAGCUCCUGGCCUCUAUGACCCUUGUGGCAGUGAGUUCCACCGGCUCCCUGUGGGGGAAAAACGUUUCUAUUUAAAUUUGCUGUGGGGAGAUUGGGGGUAGGGUUUUGCCAACAGAAACAAUGGAUCUCUGAGACCCCUCCCCCCAAACUGUCUCCAUGGGAAUGAAGAGAGGGCAGCAUGAGGCUUUGAAAAGAUAAAUGGUUCCAGCUCAAAACACCUUCUGCUGUCCACGGGCCUUCAUGUGGUCCAGGGUGCUGGUCUAUUUUCCUGGGAUGUUGUGCACACAGUAUAGGGUCAUGACGGGAGAUUAAUCCCCUUUCCUUGCUUCUCAGCACCAGGGAUAGCUGGACCCAGGGCUGGCAGAGCCACACACAGACCUCAGAGCCAGCAAUUAGAGAGACUGCACACUAGGUCUGUGUCCCUGCUGUCAGGCAGCGCCAGCAUCCAGUGCUCAUCACCCCGGGUUCCUCGCUCAGACCUCUGUGGGGAUUUUCAUCGCACCUGAGGGAAGCUGCACUUCAACCAGAACCAGACGCAGUUUUUGCAUCAUCAGCUUGUGGUUAUAACACUGUCAGAAAUCUGGCUUGGAUUUCACUGCUGUUAUCACCAUGCUGCAGGCUUGGGAACGCCCGGCGGUAGUCGCUCCCGGCCACUGCUGCCUGCGCUCAAGGAGAAUCCUCAUCAACUCUUAGCAAUACAGGGUCUAUGAUGGGUGCUGAUUCCAUCCAGAAGAGAGCAGCGGGGACAGACACACCAGCCAGUAUGAAUCCCCUGCAUUGAAGCCGGAAACCAGCAAUACCGCAGUGAAGUUAAAAUGAAGGUGGACACUUACCUCUUCUUUGUACCCGAGCCCCAGGUACAGGCAUGCAGCUUAGACCCAGCCUUACCUCCACUGUCCCAAAUAGACCUGCUGUGUUCUCGUUCUUUAUUACUGUAAAUUACUGACAUCAGAAAUGCUGAAUCCAGAAGCUGAGGCUAUGGGAAACCUGAUCGGUGUUAAUGAAAUGUUUGAUCCCACUUCAUCCUAGGCUCUCUGAUCUGCCGGCUAUCGCAUCCGAGCUUUGUCACACAUUUCAAGGAUCAAUGGUUCACAGCCGGGUCUUGGAAGUCUGGGAACUGAGCGGGGACAUUAUACACUGAUCUGCAGUACUGUGUCUGUGUUUAGGGUGCCAUUUGAAAUUGAUUUUGUUCCUGCCACAUGGUCACCGUAACAGUUUGCUCAUGGGUCAGUUUCUUUCAUUUAAGGGUUUUGGAGGAGUUUUUUAUGAUAGUUUUAAAAAGAAAAAAACUUCAUCAAAUAUACACUGACAAACAUACACAGUGGAGAAGCUCUAGAUUGAACAGAAUAGAUCUUCGAACUUUUUAAAAGGCAGAGGACUAUUCAGGGAACUACGUGUUGGCUGAUUUGUUCUCUGCUAUGUGAAAACGAAGUGAAACAAUGUUUAAUUCUCUGUC
Molecule: messenger RNA, 3658 nt
Organism: Malaclemys terrapin pileata
Lineage: Eukaryota; Metazoa; Chordata; Testudines; Emydidae
Gene: KCNJ10
Product: potassium inwardly rectifying channel subfamily J member 10
Exons: 2
Coding region: 198-1334 (378 amino acids)
Biological process (GO): potassium ion import across plasma membrane; regulation of monoatomic ion transmembrane transport
Cellular component (GO): plasma membrane
Molecular function (GO): inward rectifier potassium channel activity
Source: RefSeq, a predicted model, not a curated record